GGGCGGGGCCUAGUGCCUGUUCGAAUCUAGGCGGUGGCCGAGAGAAAAUGGCGGCUCGCUCGCGGUGGCAUCUCUCCUGUUAUGCAAAGCCGCAGGAGGGUGACUUUUGUGAUGGCACUAAGACAAUUGAUGAAACUUCUUUUACGACUUCCAUGGAGUGGGACACACAGGUGGUGAAGGGGUCCUCGCCGCUUGGCCCCUCACGAAUGGGGACGGAAGAGCCGUCUUUAGGCCCGCAGCUGCCGUCUUGGCUGCAGCCCAAGAGGUGCAUUGUGUUCCAGUGCGCGCAAUGCCACGCAGUGCUCGCUGACUCGGUGCACCUCGCUUGGGACCUCUCGCGGUCCCUCGGAGCCACUGUCUUCUCCAGGGUUACAAAUAACGUGAUUUUGGAAGAGCCCUUUCUAGUUGGCAUUGAAGGUUUACUCAAAGGCAGCACUUACAACCUCUUAUUCUGUAGUUCCUGUGGGAUUCCCAUUGGUUUCCAUCUGUAUUCUACCCAUGCUGCCCUGGCUGCCUUGAGAGGACACUUCUGCCUUUCCAGUGACAAAAUGAUGUGCUACCUCUUAGAAACGAAAGCCAUCGUAAGUGCAUCUGAGGUGGAUAUUCACAACAUGCCUCUACCGGAAAAGAUUGCAGAGCUGAAAGAGAAGAUAAUGUUAAUGCAUAGUCACUUAAAUUCACUGAUGGAGAUGUUGAAGGAAGUGGCUCCUGACCAGUCCAAGGCAGAAAACUGAUCCAGAACCAGAGUCUGAGUACCAGGGUCAGGCCUUACUGCUAUCUUCAAAAAACAGGUGCUGUGUGAUAAUUUCUUGAGAAAGAUUGACUUCAAGAAUGGACAGCAAAUACAGUUUAUUAUGUUUACCUCUUUGCUGAUUUUCCAAGUGAUCUGUGAAGCUGUUUCUCGAAGAUGAGAAACUAAGGAGACUUCUGUCCAGGUUUCAUAGCUAUUUGCCUUCAGAAAUUAUUUUAGCUUUCUUACCAGUUUCAUAAUAAUUUCUUAAAACAUCUUCAAUUUCACAUUUAGGGAUUAAGAGGCAGUGUGCCGUGCUCCGAUCUAAAGAGGCUUGUGAAAAUAAAGUACUUAAUGCUGACUAUUGUGAUUCCUACAUGGAGCAGUUAUAUGAAUACUGACAGUCUUUUUUUUUUAAUGUAAAAUAUAGGUAUAUACAUAUUCUAUAGAUAAUAUUCAAUAAGUUGGACAAUACACAAUUUUUCACUUUUCAAUUAGAAGCUGAGUUUAAUAAGGUAAUGAGUAAUAAAUCAUUAGACAUUCACCGAAAUGCUAUGGGGCUUUUUUGUAUUUGGCUGUACAUAGCACUUUGGCUCACAGCAGCUGUAGUAAGGGUUCGAAGAAAAGGGACAUAGAAUUACAAGCACACGUAGCAGGUAACUGAACUGGCCUCGGGGGUCAAGUGAAGUUUCAGCGGUGGUCUGAAAGGCAAGUAGGAGUUAACGAGGUGGAGGAACAGCCUAUUCAAAGGCCCUGUAAAGCUCUUAGAAGAAGUCCUGCAGCAGUUCUGGUAGCCAGAGACCAGAAUGUGCAAGGUCUUGCUGGACUCUGGAAGGCUGUUUGUUUUUAUCCCAAGAGUAAUGAGAAACCCUGGAAGAAUUUUCAGAGGACUGUGGCAGGCUCAGAUCCUGAGAACCUCUUGAUGGCUGUCCUGUGGAGAAUGGGUGGGAGGGGCUAACACUGGCACAAUCAACACAUGGGACCAAGGGGUAGUGCUUAGAGAAGUUAACUUGGUUCAGAUGUAGCUAGAUUUUUUUAAAAGCAGAUUCUUUCCAUUUUAUACUGCAAAAGGAUAUUUCCUUUGAAAUAUUUUAAGUUGUUGAAAAUUCUGAUUUGCUUUAUGCUUUUGAGUUGCAAAAUCUGGCUUUGUAAGCAAGGGUGUAAAGCCUCUGGCAACAAACAGUAUCAGAAAAUUAGCACUAUAUUGAAUCGUCUGAGGUUUUUUACUGUAUGUCGGUCUAUCUGUCUCAAAAUAUUUCCUUGAUCUCAAUUAAAAAGCUGUUCUUAUGUAGGUAUUUUCUUUAACUUCUGGAUCUGCCAUUUGGUAGACUUUCAACAGAAAAUUAAAUGCUUGAACCUGACAUCAAAUUAAGCUGGCUGGUUUUAAAGAGACUUUUUUUUCCAAAUGCAAAUUAUAUGCUCACUUAGAAAACAUGCAGGUAUAGGUAUGUGACAAAAUUAAGCCUGUACACGUUCCCUUUCCAUUUUUGAGAGGCAUGAUAUAGCAUGCUGAGAAGUGGGCAAGCUCUGGAGCCAAACAAUUUGGUUUCAGAUUGUGCCCUGGAUACUUACUAGCUAUGAACUUGAAGAAUUGACUGAAGCCAUUCUUGUAAAAUAGGGAUUAAAAACUAGGGAUAUAGUGUGGAUUUAAAACAAGUUAAUGAAUACACCUAAGAUAAUCAGUGUAGGGAACUGCCCUGCCUGGGUUCAGAAGCUGUAACCCCCCUGCCCCCACUACGGCUAAGGCUGAAUAAAGGACCUUGGGACCAUAAGCCACUAAGGACACAAAGCUUAUCUUCCUGGCAAAGGUGCCACCUCUGCCCCUUUUACUUCACCCUGCUUGGCCCCGGGCAGAUGACUGUUUAGCCAAUAACAGGUAAGAUUCCUUAAGGGAGGGUUGACCUAAGACAGGCAUGUGAUCAAUGUGGAGGCCCUCAAGGAAGGACUUGGGGUUGUACAGAAAAAGAGGGUGAUGAAUCCUCACCCCUUGGCUUUUACAUAGCCUGAGUCCUCAUUCUGUCUUUGAGAAGUCUCCCAAUCUCUUAGCUGCCUUACUUCCCCUGCCUAAUUUAAGCCUGAAACAAAGACAGAGGGUGGUGCAGCCCUGGGCAAGCAGAGCGGUCCCCCUGGGGCAAUUAGCCCUAAGAAGGAAUGCAUAAAAUCCUGUGAAACCUGUUUUGCUAAGAAUGCCCUCGAUUUUCUGGUUGAGGGUCCCAGCAUGAAAUGAGUUUCCCAAAGUUUUAUAGCCCUCUAGCUAACUGAUCCUGAUCCAGAAUAAGCCCUCACAGUUCUUUGUAUGUUGUCUAGUUCUUUGUAUGUUUGAUCACUACUGCCUGACAAUGAUUGAUGAACUUUAUCUGUAUUCCUAUGCAAAUCGAACCCAAUAAAAGCCCAUUGAAGAACAGGCUCAAGGCCCUUCUCUGAGAGACUGGCCACCUUUCCUCCCUCAGCAGAUCACGUCUUGGUAGACUUAUUCUUAUCUGUGAUGGUUGGGGAGGUGCUGCUGGGAAAAGCUCCCCCACAAAUCAGAGCAAUGCUUGGUAUAGUAAGUGCUCAAUAAACUAGCUAUUACAACCUUCA
This is a messenger RNA of Artibeus jamaicensis (Jamaican fruit-eating bat), 3310 nucleotides long. RefSeq names its product Opa interacting protein 5 (gene OIP5). The record is from RefSeq and is a predicted model, not a curated record. NCBI's taxonomy places the organism in Eukaryota, Metazoa, Chordata, Mammalia, Chiroptera, Phyllostomidae. Gene Ontology annotation, biological process: chromosome segregation; CENP-A containing chromatin assembly. Gene Ontology annotation, cellular component: chromosome, centromeric region; chromatin; nucleus. The transcript has 5 exons. Bases 48 to 734 code for a protein of 228 amino acids.